UGCGCCCAGACACCGUCGGCUCAAAGCUUCAGUUCCCUAAGCCCCAGAGCAACGAAGAAGAUAUGCCCUGAGGGAAGGGCGAGGAGGAUGGCGCUGCGCCCCACACCGUGACCCCAGUCUGUCACCCGCCUCCCGGUCCCUCCCCGCGCUAACUCUCCGGGCGCCCUUGCCGGCCGCGGGCGGAGCUCGAUCCGCGGCGCUCGGCGAUCCCCGGCCCCCGCCCCUUCCCCUGUCCCUCCUCCCCGGAGCCCCAGGCGGCCGCGACCGCGCCGUUCAGCUCUGCGCGGCGCGAGCAGCUGCCAAGGGGCCAAGGGAUGAGCGGGGCCCUCCUUCCCAAUGGCAUCUCCCCCUGGUCUGGAACUGAAGACACUGAGCAAUGGUCCCCGGGCCCCAAGGAGACCAGCUCCUCUGGGCCCAGUGGCCCCACCUCGGGAGGGUGUGGAGAAUGCCUGCUUCUCCUCAGAGGAGUGUGAGACCCAUUUCCAGAAUCCUGGGGAUGCCGGACUGGGCAGCUCCUUCAGCACCCCCGAGGGUGUCCCCUCGCAGCCCCGAUCCCAGCGGGACGAUCUGUCUCUGCGUUCAGAAGAGGGGCCAGGCCUGGAGCCUGUGAGCCGCCCAGUGGAUUAUGGCUUUGUUUCUGCUCUGGUUUUUCUGGUGAGUGGGAUCCUCCUUGUGGUGACAGCAUACGCCAUCCCCCGAGAGGCCCGUGUCAACCCGGACACAGUGACAGCACGGGAGAUGGAACGCCUAGAGAUGUACUAUGCCCGCCUGGGCUCCCACCUGGACAAGUGCAUCAUUGCGGGCUUGGGGCUGCUCACAGUGGGCGGCAUGCUCUUAUCUGUGUUGUUGAUGGUCUCCCUGUGCAAGGGUGAGCUGUACCGCCGGCCGACCUUCGUUCCUGGCAGGGGCUCCAGGAAGACCUAUGGCUCCAUUAACCUGCGCAUGAGACAGCUCAAUGGGGACGGGGGCCAGGCCCUGGUGGAGAAUGAAGCUGUCCAGGUCUCAGAGACCAGCCACACCCUCCAGGGGUCUUAAGUAAGAGCCCACCCUAUCUGGCUGCUUCAGCUUCAGGUCUACAAGGCCCCCAAAGGCCUGGGGUUUCAGACUGAGCUCCACAGAGGGCCCUGUGGAAGGAGUCUUCGGUGCCUGAUGGGGAGCCUGGGGGGCCUGGUCCAGGCUGUACUCAGGAGAGCAGCCCCCUGCUCUGUUUUGUGGCUUCAGGUUUUGCAUAAGGUUUUGUUUGGAGGAUGGCUUCUGCUGCUAAAAAUACAAAAGUUUGGAAACUGCUGCCCUUGGAGGAUGAGGUUUCUUGGCAUUUCCGAGGACUGGGAGUUGUUUAAAAGGCUGCCCAUCCUGUUCCUCAUGCCUUGGGGAAUUCUGGGAGCCUCAUUAGCAAAGUGUGGGUGUUGGGCAGUCUUGGAGGGACCCCUUUCAUUCCUGACCAUCUAAGGUGGGAGGUGGCUUCACAAUGAAGGGAGAAGUCAGCACUGGGGUGCUCCUUUCUCCAGGCCUCGGUCCCCUUGACUAUGAGGCAAGAGGGUGGAACUAGAUGACCCCUGGGGCCCCUCCAGUUCUGCUCUGGGAAUGGGAGCCCAGUGUCUGCCUCUGGCCACUCCUUCAGGAGGUGAGUGUCUGGCAGGUGCUGAUCAUUUUCUGGUGCUGGGUAGCCCUCCUGUCAGCCAGUUGGCAGCUUGCAGGGUCCUGCUGAAGAGCUCCUCAAGUCCCCUGGUUAGGCUGGGUUAAAUCCAAAGCUUUCCAUAGCCUGGUUUUGGUCUUGGAAUCAAAUUACCUGCAGUGACUAGAUCUCUGCACACAUUUUGCAAAGUCAGUUGCACAGUUUUCACCUUCCAACUCCUUGGACAAGAGGGAUCAUUUAUAUAAGAAAAGGUACGGGCUUUGUCGUAUUUCUGGGGAUACAUUGUGGCCUUCAUCACCUCCCCACCCUCAAUGGUGUGUUUCUGGGCCAUGACCAUAUUCUGGUAGCAGAAAAAAUUUUUUUAAUGCUGAAUCUGUAACCUCCUCCCAUCCCACCUUAGCAGUAAAAUGCAGCCCCCAUUUAUUUGAGGAGAAAGCAGGUACAUUCUGAUGGUCUGGAAACUCCGGCUACAUUGAUCGCUGUUCUACUUCCCUUGUGGAGUCUCCAGGCUCCAUCUAGACUCUCUUUAAACUACUGACAGGGAAAGAAAGUGGGCCUGGUGAGCAAGGUAUUUCAGGACUGGGAGAGGUACCAUCCACUCUGAAUGGCCCUAAGGUGGCUUUGAGAGCUCAUGCCUUCUCGGAACUGGGGUGAAGAUCCUAAAUGGGCCAUUUCUGUGAGUCCCUGACCCCAUGAAGGUCCUACUUACUCCAUUUCAGUUGGCCAUGUGGGCCAAGGAUCCUGUAUUCUGGGGAUGGAAGGGUGGAGUGGGCAUGGGGUCUGUCCUGCUUAGAGCAGCCCUGAUUAGCUGUAACUGAGCCUUCAGUCUGGUGAGUUGAACAUCUGGGCAGUGUAACAUCACAGCUCCUAUGAUGGAUCAAAUAUCUGCUCCUGCUGGCAGGCUUUGCCAAGGACAGAGGGCUAGGGGAGGGCUGGAGGGGACAAGGGCUGUUCAGUUUGGCCUGCCAGGUGCUGUUCUGGGUGUGGAAGGGGUGUGGUUUGAAAAGAACAAAGCCUCAAGAUGGUGAAAGAUCCACAAGUCCAGGGCUUCCACUGUUGUUCCAGUCUCUCCCAGGCUUUAAGUGAGGAGUGGAUGCAGAGAGUGGCAAGAGCUGUUCUGGGUAAACUACAGUGAAUUGAACAUCUCAAAUGAUGGGCUAAGGCCUUUCAAAUCCAUGAUGAUAAUAAUAAAAAUAUAAAUAUAAAUCCAA
Messenger RNA from Manis pentadactyla (Chinese pangolin), 2847 nucleotides. RefSeq names its product transmembrane protein 74B (gene TMEM74B). The record is from RefSeq and is a predicted model, not a curated record. NCBI's taxonomy places the organism in Eukaryota, Metazoa, Chordata, Mammalia, Pholidota, Manidae. The transcript is spliced from 2 exons. The coding region runs from base 337 to 1035 and encodes 232 amino acids.